Molecule: messenger RNA, 1215 nt
Organism: Didymodactylos carnosus
Lineage: Eukaryota; Metazoa; Rotifera; Eurotatoria; Philodinida; Philodinidae
Source: the annotation of a GenBank genome assembly
AUGAAUGUACGACAAUGUUGUGAAAAAUUAAAUCGAAUGUUUUUACCUGAAGUAUUUUUACAUUUAUUAUUGACAAUUCUAUUCGUAUUCAAUGGAAAUUGGUUUGUUUUUUUAUUAAAUGUUCCAAUGGAUAUGUGGUCUGUUUAUAAAUAUUUCAAACGACAGAAAUCACCAGGUCAACUCGGAUACUAUGAUCCUUUGGAAAUAAACAACAAUAGAAAAAUAAAGUCGCAUAUGCAAGAACUUCUUAUACGUUUGGCAUUUUAUUUGAUAAGUUUUUUUGUUUACCUCUUUUUUAUGCUUAUUGAACGAUGUAUAUUUAAACGUAUAUUAAACGAUACUAAUUUUCGUACUUGGUUUCAUUUAAUUAAAAAUCGAUACAAUCGUUCGUUAUCAUCAUUCACACAGUUAAAUGUGGCAUUUUUUGGUUCUGACAGAUUUUCUAGUCAUAUUCUUGAACAUCUGUACCAAUUAACAACAUCUGGCAAGAAAAUAAAUCGUUUAGAAAUCGUUACUUCGUCGUCACAAAAAAAUAUGGUUCAACACUGUGCUAUAAAACAUAAUAUUAAUACACAUUUAUGGCCCAAUAUUGAUUUAUUGAAAGGAUUUGAUAUUGGCAUUUUAGCUUCAUUUGGACACCUUUUACCACGAAAAGUUAUUGAAGCAUUUCCAUUAGGAAUAGUUAAUAUUCAUCCCAGUCUAUUACCUCGUUGGCGUGGUAGUUCCCCAUUAGCUUAUACAAUUGCUGCUGGUGAUAAAAUUGGCGGAGUGUCACUAAUGGACAUUAGACCAAAACACUUUGAUAUUGGACCAGUUUUACUUCAAAAAGAAAUCAAUUUGUCACAUGAUAUUACAUUGUCCCAGUUACUUACUUUAACCGCAAAUACUGGCUAUCAAUUUCUUGAAGAUCCUCUUUAUUAUCGAGACAAUGCUGAACAGCAAGCAACUACUGGAAUUACGUAUGAUUUGAAACUACCACCUGACAAUGAUGUUUCCCCAGGAACAGCAGUCUACAAUAAAACAACUAAUACUAUUUAUAUACGGUGUAUGGAUGGAUGGGUUGGAUUCGAGAAAUUUAUUCGCAGGAAGCCAAUGAGUGCAAAAGACUUUUAUAAUGGUUAUUUGAGCAAAGUUAAACCAUUUAUAUUUGAAUCACAAAAAAAUCCUAUUUUUGAUCAUAUUGAUAAAAGACGCAUACCAGAUGAAUGUGUGUAA